Molecule: messenger RNA, 1661 nt
Organism: Amphibalanus amphitrite
Lineage: Eukaryota; Metazoa; Arthropoda; Thecostraca; Balanomorpha; Balanidae
Product: heterogeneous nuclear ribonucleoprotein K-like
Exons: 11
Coding region: 218-1462 (414 amino acids)
Biological process (GO): regulation of mRNA splicing, via spliceosome; regulation of transcription by RNA polymerase II
Cellular component (GO): cytoplasm; nucleus
Molecular function (GO): mRNA binding
Source: RefSeq, a predicted model, not a curated record
GUGCGGUGGGCCACGCAAACAUGGCAACGGCCGACACCUGGCCCAAUGGUGGCCCGCCACGUCCGGCGGCCGGCCGCCGUCCGACCGACUUGUUGCCAGAGGGUCAGUUGUGGGGUUGGGCGGACCGCGGGCGGCCGCUCCGGUCCGGCGGCCACCGCGGCACGCGCUGGCGACUCCGCUCCGUCGGCGGCCGCCGCCGGCGACGCGCGGCGCACAAAUGCCAGGCAUGAAGCGCAGCCUGGACGAGGGUGGCAACAUGGACGCCACCAAGCGGUACCGCUCGCAGGAUGUCUCCCUGCGACUGCUCAUCAGCAGCCGGGCGGCCGGCUCUGUGAUUGGUCGCGGCGGCAGCAACAUCAGCCGACUCCGUGAACAGAACAGUGCCUCAAUCACAAUCCCAGAUACAAUGGGCCCAGAACGGGUCGUCAACAUCGGAGCCGACCGAGAGACCACACUCAAAAUCGCCAAGGAGCUGCUGCCCAACCUGGAGGACUCUCCGAACCGCGACCCGGACUCCCCUAACGGCGAGAUCCGCUUCCUGGUGCACACCAGCCAGGCGGGAAGCAUCAUCGGCAAGUCCGGAUUCAAGAUCAAGGAGCUGCGCGAGGAGACGGGCACUCAGAUCCGGGUGUACACGGAGCCGUGCCCGCAGUCCUCGGACCGCGUCACACAGAUCUCCGGACCCAAGGACAACGUGAUCGAGUGUCUGGGCCGCAUCCUCGGCCUCCUCGACGAGAGCCCGCCCAAGGGCAUGAGCAACCCGUACGACCCGUCCAACUUUGACGAGAUGUACGCGGCCGACUAUGGCGGCUUCUCGGACGGCCGGAGCCGCGGCGGCGCCGGCGGACCCGGCCAGGGCAUGGGUCGCGGCUUCCGCGGCGGCGCAAUGGGAGGCGGAAUGAGUCGCGGCGGCUUCCAGAGCCCCAUGCGCGGCGGCAUGGGAGGAGGCGGAAUGGGCGGCGGCGGCAUGGGAGGAGGACUCGGAGGCGGCAUGGGCGGCGGAAUGGGAGGAGGAAUGGGCGGCGGCCUUGGGGGCGGCGUCGGAGGACCUCGCGGCGGCAUGGGAGGAGCCCGCGGAGGAUUCGGAGGCAUGCGUGGCGGCGGCGGCCGCGGCGGAGGCAUGGGCAUGCAGGGCCAGCUGCCGCCGGGCGGCAUGGACUUUGGCGCGCCGGCCGGAGGAGACAUGAUGACCCCGCUGCAGGGCAAUGGGUCCGGCGGCGGCGGCGGCGGCGCCGACUCUCAGCAGUUCUCCGUGCCUAAGAGCGCUGUGGGCGCCAUUAUCGGCAAGGGCGGCUCUCGGAUCCGGCAGAUUCGCGCCGACUCGGGCGCGCAGAUCAACAUUGACGACGCGCGGGACGGAUCGACCGAGCGAGUCAUCACCAUCACGGGCACCAGCGAGCAGCUGCAGAUGGCCCACUUCCUGCUGCAGAAGAGUGUUCGUGAAAACGCCGGCGGCUACUGAGCGCGCCCCAUCAGCAUUCCGGGCGGCUCCUACCGCCCCCAUCCCGGCGACCUGACCGCGCCAGGACCGCGUCAGUCGCGCGGCGCCAACCGCGGCCGGCCCCGUGUCGUCCCCACGUAUCAUAGCCAUCAUUGUAGCUGCAGAGACCCCCCAUUUUGUAACAAAUUGCGCCCGCACAAAUACAUGGUAACAAACUAUA